AUGGAGGACUCUCCUCAUGUGUACAUAUCUGAAUUUGGAGGCAGUGAGGACAUAAGGGAGGAGGAAGAAGAGAACAUUUACCAAGAUGACAUGGAACCUGACAUGAGCUCUCAUUACCAGGCUGGAGAUCACAGUGAUCAGCCACACACACCAGGAGUAUCAGAGGGGCAUCAUGCAUGCAAGUACUGUGAAAAAGUAUUCACAACCCACACCAACCAGAGACGCCAUGAAUAUAGAGUUCAUGAGAACCAGCUGGAACUCAAACACGUGGAAAAAACCCAGCUCCCUCAAGAGGAAAACCUCCACAGGAUAGUCAGUGAAUCAUCUCAGCAGCAACCACUGCUUGAUGACAGUGCACCACCUGUAGUUGUUGUGGAGAAUGAAGGGGAACAUGAAGAACAUUACAUGCUAGAUGUGUCUAGCAAUAUUUCAGAGAAUCUCAGUUUCUACAUUGAUGGAAAGAUAGUGUCAACAAGUACAGAAAGUUUAAAAGGAGAACUGGUUCUCCAACAGGCUCUCCACAGCAAACUCCAACAUCUAAUGAAGAAACAUCUUUGCCAGAUGCAGGAGAUUUUGAUACUUCACAGACUUUACCAUAGUAACGGGUUCAAACAUUGUGACCCCAGUGGAGCCUGUUGCCGACGGACUUGUUUAUGGACUUACCCUACCCCACAGUUCUCUGGCUCCAUCGCAGAAUCAGUAACUCUGUCCACUUCCACCUCAGUGAUAUCUGAUUGUCCUACUCUGGGUGAGUCAAACUCUGACCAAGAGCUUUCUAGUGGCACAGGGCCACCAACCACAAGAGCUGAGGAAGCUACUGAUGGUUCUGUUUCAGCACCUGAAACCUCAUCUGAAACUUCUCCCUCUUUGGAGAAAGUUAAAGAGGACGAAUCUUCAAAUGAUGUCCAACAGCAGACGUUUGCAAAGAAUUUCAUCUGCAACGUGUGUGAUAAGCUUUUCCAUUCGAUGAAAGAGCUCAGCCAUCAUGUCGGCGACCACGCCGAUGAAUGGCCCUACAAAUGUGAGUUCUGUGUUUUACUUUUUGGCAAACCCUCUGCUUUGCUUGACCAUCGCUCAAGCCUCCACGGUGUUGGUAAGACUUACGUUUGCAGUGCUUGUACAAAAGAAUUUGUCUACCUUUGCAAUCUGAAGCAGCAUCAAGAUGAAUUGCAUCCAGGCCAGCAGUGUACAUAUAUGGAAGAAGAAAAGGGCAAACUAAGACCUCAGAACUAUAACAACUCCGCUAAAGUCAACUCAGAUCCUUCAGUUCCUGAAGUUCAAGAGGAACCCAAGAAAUUGGUGAAAAAGGAAGAGAGUGAAGUAGACGUGACUACUGAAGAACUGCUCACAACAAUUAAAGUCAUGGCUUCAGAUGGAGGUAAAAUCAAAGGGCCUGAUGUUCGCCUUGGCAUUAACCAGCACUAUCCCAGCUUCAAGCCCCCUCCAUUUCCUUACCACAACAGAUCACCUACUGGUUCAUUGGCUUCAGCCACAAACUUCACCACACACAACAUCCCACAGACCUUCAGUACAGCUAUUCGAUGCACCAAAUGUGGAAAAAGCUUUGAUAACAUGCCAGAGCUGCACAAGCACAUCCUGGCUUGUGCAAAUGCCAGUGAUAAAAGGCGAUACACCCCCAGAAAGAAUCCCAUUCCUCUACGUCACUUUGCAAAAUCUCAAAAUGGAGUGCUUUCUACUACUAAUUCUACAAAUGGAUUAAAUGCUUCAAACAGAGUCGGUCAGUCAAACAGGUCCAAACCCAGUCAAGAAUCACCUGUAAAGUUUAAAGUACUUAACAAAAGGAAGAAGAAGUUCGCCCAGAGAGUCAUGCCACAGAGGCACAAGUCAGUCCAUUCAUCAAACAAAGUGUCACCUGCACAGGUGGAUGAGCAGCAGGAAAUAUUUGUGUGUCCACACUGCAGCAGAGAGUUCACAAUGCGUCGCAGUAGAACCAAACACAUGGCCGUGUGCCCCAAGAAACCCAAAGAGAUAAAGAAAAGGAAAGAAGGUGGGAUCUCUGUGACGAAGGAAAACGACGGACACUUACACAGAGGGGUUUCCUACGUUGAAGAGAAACAAGCGUCACCUCUGCAUAAAACGAGACUCCAGACGUCCGCCUCUACAAAGAGGCCUGCCAUCCUGCCAGUGCAAACUGUCUUUUCAAACAAAAGAAGCAAAAUCAUUAUAAAAGAGAGCACACAGCCAAAACAAGAGCCGCCCACUCUCAAUGAGCUUCCCAUUGUUCGCACUUUCAACCCCUCUAUGCGGCAGUAUAGCAGAGUGCAGCAUAGCGUCAAAGGAGUCCCCAUUAAAAUCACUAUAGUGAAACCUCAGCAGACUUCACCACAGAAGGAUGAGUUGCCUCCCACCCAGAGGAAAGAAGAAGCAACUGGAUCCAUUACCAGCAGCACUAAGCAGAGUGCUUUAGCCUGAUGACUACACAGCAGGCAAUAGGGGAUCAGCAGGAGCUGUUUGGAUCUCCUUCAGUGACUCUAAAGGGAGACAACUGGCAUUGACACUGUAAACCCAGCAGACUUGUAGGCUGCAGAAUACUGUACAAUAAAACUGAAUUCAGGACACUUAAAACAGACAACUAAGGAUUCUGCAGUGAGUAGGUGUGUAUAACCGAGUGUUUUGAAUGCUUUUGUAGUACCUUGGAGUUUUGUAGAGUUACCCUUCAUUGCAGAAACUUUCUGUCAAUUGCUUGGAUUUGCACUUGAAGUUAAUCUGACUGCUACGUGUCACAAAUUGAAGAGGACGUGGGAAUAACUGAGCUGGAAGGACCACUCCGCUCGUUAGAUUACGCGGCGGCAGGUGGCAAUCAUUUUCAGCAUGCAUUUGCACUUUUUAUUAACUGUUGUCUGUGGCCUUUUGGUUUAAAUUAAUGCAUGCUGUCUGUGAGCUUGUGAUUAAGUUGCAUUAAUUUAGGAUGGAUUAUUUUGAUGCAGUUAGGCCUCAAACACUGAAUCUGAUGAUAAUCCUUUGGUCAGUUUGGCAGUCAAAGCACAUAGAUGAGAUGAGAUGCAGAAUCAUAGAUGAGCGACAUGCUUGAUAGUGUGAUGUAACACUGGUAACAAGCAUCCUGUCAAAUUACUAUUAUGGAUUUGAAUAAUGUCAUUUAAUACUUGGUAAAGUCAUUUUUUUCGAACUGAGAAUGAAAGAUUAAGUUGAUUUAAUGCUACAGCCUUUUUGGUACAAAGCUGUAUUUUCUCGUUGGCCCAGCUGCUGCUGUAUAUAUUUGUAUGAGAGUUCUCUCAAUAAUGCUCUAUGUGCCAUCUAAUGUAUAUAUGACUAAAUGUGGCAUAAAAGUGGUAAAAAAAAAAUAAGCAUUCAGUGUUUCCCAGAUUAAGAAUUUACUUAGGUGGUUCACCCAAAUAGUCACCAUCAUUUACUGAAGGUAAUUUGCAUAUUCAGGGCCUGUAGAAGUUGCUUUGAAGAACUUCAUUGAUGUGAAAUUUCAUUAAAUUAAAUUUAAUUGUCAUAGAAACAAGAAGAAGAAAAGAAACUUCCCGAGCAUUUGCUUGAGAGUGCAGCGCUACCUUUGCAGUCAUUUUGAAUGUGUGACACUGCAGAUAAAUUCUUAGUGUCUGGGGAAACUGUGCAGUCUAACGAACAUUGACAGAGCCAACCUUUGUUUUGGCUUCACUGUGUGUCUCUUGAUAUUCUGUCAUAUUUUCAGAUUUUCAGUUUGCUGACCUAAUUUUGCACCUAUUCUACAAAUGCUUUGGGGGUUUUUUUUGUUUGUUUUGUUUUUCGGUGGUGUUUCCCCUGCUGAAUGUAUGGUCAGUUAAGAUAAUUUCAUCUGUAACAUACAAACACUUCAUCAUUGCUUAUAAUCUGUGCAACAGUUGUCAGCAGUUUAAUGUGUGAGGUGUGUACAAUGAAUUCGAACAUGUAUCAAUCAAGUAUUGAAAUGUACUCGGUUGUGGUUUGUUUUUUGUUUUUUUUUUUGCAGCAAAUCUGUCAUGGGAUAUGAAAAUGUUUGUGGCAUCAUAUCAGUAAAACAUCUUUAUUUCAAAAUUUCUAAGCUACUAGUUUGAUCCAGUGCUAUACAGGGUAGUUAAUGCAUUAUGACUGAACUGAGUUUUAUUCAUUUGAUCAAAUUAAAACUUGACAAUGGCAGUAAUGGUACUUAUACAUUUUUGACUUUCAAACUCAUUAUUGAUAAUAUUGCUUUUUAUUCAGAAAGACUUAAACAUGUUGGAUGUACAGGACAGUUUGGGAGACUUAUUUUACUGUGAAAAGUGCUUGUAGCAUUUAGUAGUGUAAAUUGAGUCAUGUAUAUUUAUUAAUAAUUUAAAAAUCACGUUAUCAGUCUUUGAACAGUUCCUCUGUAUGAUUUGCACUAAAGUUGUUUUGUUUUUGUUUUUUUUUUCCAAGCGAGUGUUCAGAAUAAAUUGCGAAUGUUAACGCUU
Molecule: messenger RNA, 4415 nt
Organism: Archocentrus centrarchus (flier cichlid)
Lineage: Eukaryota; Metazoa; Chordata; Actinopteri; Cichliformes; Cichlidae
Gene: prdm2a
Product: PR domain containing 2, with ZNF domain a
Exons: 6
Coding region: 1-2433 (810 amino acids)
Biological process (GO): regulation of gene expression
Cellular component (GO): nucleus
Source: RefSeq, a predicted model, not a curated record